AUGCGGCCGAAGAGGAGCAGGCCCUGGCGGUACGGCAGGGACGUCCGGCGCCGCAUUUCCUCGGCCUCGGCACGCCGCGACUUGUACAGGCGCUCGUGCGCGGACCUACUCCUGCCACCGCGGUGCCCCGGCGCCCCGCCCCUCCCCUUCGCAGCCGCAGCUGACGGAGAUGGAGAUGCGCUCGUCUUCGCCGCCGUCGGACUUGCUGCGAUCGGGCAGGUCCUUGAGAACCCGCCCCAGCGGCGGGAGCCGCGGGAGGACGAGGACGACGCGGGGGCGACAGAGGAGGCGGUGGACGACGAUGAAGACGAGCGCGACGCCGCGAGGGUCGCCGGCGCCGGCUGCUGCGCGCCUGCGUCUCGUCGGCGAACUCGGGCUCCGGCACCAAGUGGGACGCGGACCGCCGCGCACGAAGCGGCGCCGGACGCGGCCGCGUUCGUCCGCCUCCGCCUCCUCCUCGUGCUCCGCGGCUGCGUCGGGGAAGUCGAGCAGCACGGCGGGGUCCGGGUUCGGCUGCAACAGCGCGGCGGCGAGGCGGACGCUCUCGGAGACGCGGCCGCCGGCGAGCGGAGGCGGAGGGGCGUGGCGGCAUUGGCGGAGAAGACGAGCGCGACGCGGGCUGGGAGGCUUCUCCAAAGGGAAGGAUCAGUUUUGGGAGGGUGGGUCCCACUGUUAGCUGUUAUUAGCUGCUUUCAUUCAGCUGGUGGGACAGUUAUAUUUGAUCAUUUAGCUAACAACUAUAUGACAUAUUAG
This is a messenger RNA of Miscanthus lutarioriparius, 753 nucleotides long. The record is from the annotation of a GenBank genome assembly. NCBI's taxonomy places the organism in Eukaryota, Viridiplantae, Streptophyta, Magnoliopsida, Poales, Poaceae.